AGCAAUCUGUUACCUGAAUAGUGAAACACCACCACUAGCAAUUAAGAGCUUAUGGCCUAGACAACAUCCUCUCUGAAUUCUAUCCAACUCUUAAAUACCCAAUCUUCUCUUCCUCUUCUUCUGUCCAAAACAGAUAGCUAUGCUUUGUCUAUCCCACUUAAUGUAUUUGCCCAUCAAUUUCUCUUCUCUUCAAAGUCUCCUAAACUAACAAGAACCCUCGUAGUCUUCAUUUCCAAAACCUUAAUCUUUCACUUCAACUAAUGGCCACCGCCAGGGAGCCCAAACCAGUUAAAAAGCUUGGAGAACUCCUUCAGGAACAGCAAGAGCCUUUUGUUCUGAAGCUUUUCCUAGUGGAAAGGGGGUAUCUGAGAAAGAGCUUUAAUGGCGGAAGUAGCUUCCCCUGCUGUCAUGGAAAUUCUAGAAAGUCUCUCAAGAGCUCAUUUAACCUUGGUCUUAAAAGCAGCAAAAAGGGUAUUUCUCACUGUCCAAAAAUAUUAAGAAAUGUAUAUAAUCAGGUCAUGUCCUUCAACCAGAGGCUCAGAAUCAAAACAUCAAAUCAUAGAGAUGAGAAUGUUGAUGAUGCAGAGAAUAAAGAGAACAGAGGAGGAGGAGAAUUAGAAAGAUUUUCUUCUGCAAGCAGCUCAACAGUGUUUAAUUCAUGCUCUGAAAGCGAUGCAGAAGAAACCUCCACUUCACAGCAAAAAGAUCACAUCUCAUUCACAACAAACACUCCAGAGUCUUUCAGACUCUGCAAUCUAAUAGAAAAUGAGGCUGUUACAGAUAGAAAGCUCCCAUGGAAAUGCAUAGAAGAAAGUAGACAACUCAGGCCAGUGUCUGUACUAGAAGAGGUAGCUUCACACAGAGAAUGUUUCAAUACAGUAAAAGAAAAGAAUCCGUCAAGGAAAGUUACAGAGGACUCGAUUCUAUCAGCUUCCCUGUGGAAAAUACUUUUCCACUCAGUAACAGAGAAACCAACUUUUCCAGGAAUCUCAGAAAUUCAGGAGCUUGUCCAAUCACAGCAGUUGAAAUCUAAGUCAACUUUGCAGCAAACAAGGCAACUUCUUUUUGACUGUAUAAGGGAGAUAGUAGAGAAACAAAGAAGGAAGCAGAAGGAAAAGCAACAGCAAGAGCAGAGAAAAUAUUUGGCAUCAGAAGAGCUUGGAAAGCUCGUUGAAGAGAAAAUAAAGUUGUGGGGAAAACAGUCUGGUGAAGAAUCAACCUUGAACGAACAACUGGAUUUAGAAUUUCGAGAUUCAGCACAAGAAUGGAAUGGUUAUGAGCCACAGAGAAGGAAUAUUGGGUGUGAGAUUGGAGAUGCCAUUUUGGAAGAGAUAAGCAGUGAAAUUGUUGUGGAAAUGAUUGAUUUCUUGUUACCAAUCAUCACAGGUUGAGCUGGUAUCAAAAUUAAUUAUUUCCAUUCUCCUUAAUUAGAAUAACAGAACCAGCUGAUAUAGGUUGUUAACAUAUAAGCAAAGCUAAAGGAUAUAUGAAAUUCUUUAUCAUUUUGGUCCAAAGAAUCUCCAUUUGCAACUCUCUCCCUCCAUGCAUGCUUUUUAUGAGAUAAUAGGACGUACUGUUAACAUGCACAUAGGAAACUCUUCAUAAAGAAUUUAUGAAAAACUUACUUAGAUAAGGUCCACCAAUAAAGGAAGGGAUGUUUGUGUAUAAAUCUCAUAUGAUUUUUAUAUGGAACAACUCCAUGUUUAUGUUUUGGGUCCUUAAUUUGCUAGCACUUGUACUAUUGAUGGUGUAUUUUUCAGAGUAGGUAAACAGAUGCCGAAUACAACCCCACACACAGCAAACCAAAAGAAACCAGAAGUUGCUACACUUUACAUUUGCCAGGCCUGGAUGGAAUACUCCAGCUCAGAUGAUUGAAGAAGAUUUCAAUGCUACAUGACAUUAUUGCCUCGUUGAUGUUGAUGUUUGAACCACCACAUAAAGUGCAAAAUAUAUUUGUCAUAGAGACUUUGAUUUAAAACUACUGAUGUUCCAUGUCAA
Messenger RNA from Manihot esculenta (cassava), 1998 nucleotides. RefSeq lists its product as uncharacterized. Lineage: Eukaryota; Viridiplantae; Streptophyta; Magnoliopsida; Malpighiales; Euphorbiaceae. The transcript has 3 exons. The record is from RefSeq and is a predicted model, not a curated record. Bases 261 to 1391 code for a protein of 376 amino acids.